UGAUAGUCGUUCCAAAAAAAAAAAAAAGACUACUAUCUGAUUUAAAUACAAAUAAAAAAAACAGAAACCAGAAGCAGAAGACACCAGUCUAGCGUGUGGUGGUGAAGAAGAUACACCAGUCUAGCGUCAGACAUAAAAAGACAUUUAAUCGUGUGAAGAUCACAGGCACAGGGGAAGAAGAUAUGGAGAUGGUAGCGUUUCCACUAAUACCGAAGCCAAUAGAAGUAAACUACAGGGCUUGCACUAUUCCUUACAGAUUCCCUUCUGACAAUCCCAAGAUAGCCACUCCCACUGAGAUCUCCUGGGUCAACGUCUUCGCCAACUCCAUCCCUUCUUUCAAAAAACGUGCAGAAAGUGAUACAACUGUUCCAGAUGCUCCUGCAAGAGCUCAAAAAUUUGCUGAAAGGUACCUACCUCUUCUGUGUAUGUAUUUGGUAAUUCCUCAAGAGAUUCGAUUUGGGUUUAAUAUAUCAAUUAUUACUUUGAAUAUGGGAAGAUAUGGGGGGAUUCUAGAAGACUGGAAGAAAGAUCCAGAGAGCCAUGGCGGACCUCCAGAUGGCGUUAGUCUCGGCAGAGCUCGUGAGCAUCUACUCAGAGAGUUAGGAUUCAUGGACAUAUUCAAGAAAGUGAAGGAUGAAGAGAAUGCAAAGGCUAUAUCUCUGUUUCCUGAAGUUGUCAGUCUGAGUGAUGCUAUCGAAGAUGAAGGAGAGCGUUUACAAAAUUUGGUGAGAGGGAUGUUUGCUGGUAACAUCUUCGAUCUUGGCUCUGCUCAGCUUGCUGAGGUGUUUUCAAGAGAUGGUUUAUCUUUCUUGGCUACCUCUCAAAACUUGGUUCCAAGACCAUGGGUCAUUGAUGACUUGGAUAGCUUCCAAUCCAACUGGUUCAAGAAUCGCUGGAAGAAGGCUGUGAUUUUUGUUGACAACUCUGGUGCAGACAUCAUUUUGGGUAUUCUGCCGUUUGCAAGAGAGAUGCUUCGUCGAGGAAUGCAGGUGGUGCUGGCUGCUAACGAUCUGCCAGCUAUCAACGAUGUAACAUAUACCGAGCUUACAGAGAUCUUGUCACAGUUGAAGGAUGAGGAUGGCCAAUUGAUAGGCGUUGAUACUUCGAAACUUGUGAUUGCAAAUUCAGGGAACGACUUAGCGGUUAUAGAUCUGUCAAGUGUAUCACAGGAGCUUGCUGACAUUUCAUCUGAUGCAGACUUGGUCAUUAUAGAAGGCAUGGGUCGUGGAAUUGAGACUAACCUUUAUGCUCAGUUCAAGUGUGAUUCUCUCAAGAUAGGAAUGGUGAAACAUAUUGAAGUAGCAGAAUUUCUUGGAGGGAGGCUUUAUGACUGUGUUUUCAAAUACAAUGAAGUUCAGAGUUAAUUGUAUCAUAUUGAUCUUCUCUCUGUCUGACUUCUCCCGAACAGUGAUUUUUUUUUUUAAUUGAGAUUUGAGAUUUAUGCU
Molecule: messenger RNA, 1445 nt
Organism: Brassica napus (rape)
Lineage: Eukaryota; Viridiplantae; Streptophyta; Magnoliopsida; Brassicales; Brassicaceae
Product: damage-control phosphatase At2g17340
Exons: 12
Coding region: 183-1364 (393 amino acids)
Biological process (GO): coenzyme A biosynthetic process
Cellular component (GO): nucleus; cytosol
Molecular function (GO): pantothenate kinase activity; ATP binding
Source: RefSeq, a predicted model, not a curated record